CAAAUGUUGGCGAGUGGUUAGAACAGUCAAAGGUGUCUAACUCUAAUCUAAAUAAAUGAGAGAAGAAAGAAAAAAGAAAAGAAGAAAAAAAAUGGGAAAGGGAGGCAAAAUAAGACCUGGUACCGAGUGAACCAGCCAAACGCCUUUGCGAUUGACGAUUGAUUUCGAUUUGCGAUUGAAGCAUGAGCGGCGGCGGCGGCGGCAGAGGUAGAGGCAGAACAGCACCAAUGACGAGCGGGAGCUUGACGACGACCAUCACCCUUGAGAACGCGGGCGCAUCGUCAUCGCAAUCGGAAGGUGUGGUGCUGAGGCUGAAUCGGAAGAAGAAGCAGGUGUCGUGGAAGGAAGGGACGGUGGACAACGAGUUCAUGCAGAAGAAGAGCUCCAAAAAGUGCUGCAUCUUCCACAAGCAGAAGCCCUUCGACGAGGACGACAGCGACGAUGACGAACACCAUCACCGCCACGACCGCGAUCACGGUCACGACCAUCAUCCCUCACCUUCUUCUUAAGGCCUUAACAGAAACGCCGUCUGAUCAGUAAUAUUGUGGAUCUGUGACGAUGUUUUGUACUGCGCAUUGGUGUUUGUUAGAAGGAGAAGGGGCUAAUGAAUUAGGUUUAGGUUUUGUGAGUGAUAAAACAAAGAAUUGUAAUGCCCCAAAAUCCCUGUGACAUGUAGUAAUUUGUCAAUGUUGGUUUUCGUCAAUUGAGAAUUGACAUAUGAUGCUGGUGAAUUUCAGUAAUGUUGUUUUUUAA
Molecule: messenger RNA, 753 nt
Organism: Pyrus x bretschneideri (Chinese white pear)
Lineage: Eukaryota; Viridiplantae; Streptophyta; Magnoliopsida; Rosales; Rosaceae
Product: protein phosphatase 1 regulatory subunit INH3
Exons: 1
Coding region: 183-509 (108 amino acids)
Cellular component (GO): nucleus
Molecular function (GO): protein phosphatase 1 binding; protein serine/threonine phosphatase inhibitor activity
Source: RefSeq, a predicted model, not a curated record